Rangifer tarandus platyrhynchus (Svalbard reindeer) is the source of this 813-nucleotide messenger RNA. Lineage: Eukaryota; Metazoa; Chordata; Mammalia; Artiodactyla; Cervidae. The record is from the annotation of a GenBank genome assembly.
AUGGGCUUUUGGUGUAGGAUGUUGGAGAACCAAGAGCAGGAGGAGGUGAUCACUGUGCGUGUUCAGGACCCCCGCGUGCAGAAUGAGGGCUCCUGGAAUUCUUAUGUGGAUUAUAAGAUAUUCCUUCACACAAACAGCAAGGCCUUUACCGCCAAGACGUCCUGUGUGCGCCGCCGCUACCGGGAGUUUGUGUGGCUGAGAAAGCAGCUCCAGAGAAAUGCAGGUUUAGUGCCUGUACCUGAACUUCCUGGGAAGUCAACCUUCUUUGGCAGCUCGGAUGAGUUCAUUGAGAAGCGACGACAAGGUCUGCAGCACUUUCUUGAAAAGGUCCUGCAGAGUGUGGUCCUCCUGUCAGACAGCCAGUUACAUCUCUUCCUGCAAAGCCAGCUCUCAGUGCCUGAAAUAGAAGCCUGUGUACAAGGCCGAAGCCCCACGUCUGUUUCUGAUGCCAUUCUUCGCUAUGCUAUGUCGAACUGUGGCUGGGCCCAGGAAGAGAGACGGAGCUCCUCUCACCUGGCUAAAGGAGACCAGCCUAAGAGUUGUUGCUUUCUCCCAAGACCCGGCAGGAGGAGCUCUCCCUCACCGCCUCCCGGGGAAGAAAAGAAUCAGUUUGAGGUGUGGGCUCCUGUGGUUGACUCUGAGGCUCCUCCCUUGGAGAGCCCCACUCUCCCACCCACCUCCUCUCCAUCAUGCUGUGGUUUUGCAAGACCUGAUGAGGGAAUCUCUGCUUCUCAGCCUGUGAGGAGAGUCCUGGGAGGGGACCAUGCUGUGCCUUUGGACCCUGGUCAGUUGGAAACAGUUUUGGAAAAGUGA